Temnothorax curvispinosus is the source of this 1419-nucleotide messenger RNA. RefSeq lists its product as uncharacterized. Lineage: Eukaryota; Metazoa; Arthropoda; Insecta; Hymenoptera; Formicidae. The transcript has 6 exons. The coding region runs from base 337 to 1227 and encodes 296 amino acids. The record is from RefSeq and is a predicted model, not a curated record.
AAAUUUUCCUGCGACAUUGAGUAUGUUCUGAAGAAGCGUUGAACGCGUUCGUUAAAAAAGCGUUCAACUGAACUGCAGAUCAACCUCUUUAUUGCGAUUGUAUAUCGCGAAGCGCGCGCGAGACUGCCAUCUUGCCUAACCUCACUAUCCACGUCCAUUGUUUGAAACUUUAAACAUCGUUUUUUUAACAUGCAGUAUUGUUCUAUUUGAUAUUUCUGCAAAAGUCGAAAAAAAGGAAACGUCCGAGUCGAGAUAUUGCAAAAUUGAACUUUCAUCUACGGCCGGCGUUAAGUUCUUCGCCAAGAUUUUUAUGUGUGCGCCUCAUAAUUUGCUACUAUGAAUGACGCGGACGAUGUUAUGACAAGCAUAUACGACACCUUGUUAAAUUUACGAUAUCCACACAUUACUAACGUGGAAUCGAGGGACCUGGAGGCGACGAUUCUCAGUGGCGAAAAUCGGAUUUCAUUACUUUCCUGGCUUCUGACGCUUCUGACGGAGAAGUCAUCGUCGAUUGUCGUUCAUUUGGGAGAGCUGAGGAAUGCUGCUUUGGAAGAUCAAUUAUUCGAAUAUUACUCGCAGAUUGGAAUCUGCGACAACAAGGAUGUAUUACUGGGUAAAUGUUCCUUGAAAGAGCAACUGCCAACUUUAAGAUUAUUGCUGGAUUUUAUGAGAAAGGUAUACAUGGAACCUUUUGCAAGUACAAAUGAGACAGAAGGGACACCUACGGAUAUUAUUAAGCUGUGCAUCGAUGAUGCUGACCAGGCUUCCUCUCUUCCCGUCGUUAAACCACAAAUAAGUUAUGUAGAAGCUAUUAAAUAUUUUGAAGAAAGUGAGAAAGAGAUGUUAAAUAAUGAUUGUGGAGAAAUUAGACCUAACUUACUUGAAGACUUACACGCAGAGACUGAUGAUAGACUGGUUAACGAAGAACAGGACGCGCUAUUUGACAAAGAGAAAGAAAAGUUUAUGGAAGCGUUUCACACGAUUUCAUCUUGGCCAGUGAAAGUUAAGAGUUUAGAUAAAGAUAUCUCUGAUUCUAUUUGUUCGAACAUUAAAAGUAUAUGCUCGGAUUUUUCCUCUUUGAAAAAGGUACUGCAAGCAAAAGAAGAGAUAUCUAACGUGAAAUUAGCGAAGGGAUUACCGAAGACUGCCGCACCUUUAAACGCAAUUAUAGAAAAUAUAGUCAUUUAUAAUGAGGAACUCAGGAAUCUAAUAAGCAACAUUGAAUAAUUUCGUAUUUAUACUCGUGUAUGUAGCCCCAUAAUUGUUUAGUGUAAUUUAUGACGCUCUAACCGUUUGUGUAAUAUACAAAAGAACAGAAUUGCCUAUUUAUAUAUAUAUAUAAUUGUACUACAAACUCUGUUAGCAGAGGGAGAUGCUUUGAUACCAAGAUAAAAAUAAAAUAAUUAUAUAGGUUUUUAA